AUGCACUCCCCCAUCCUCCUCCUCACCCUCCUCACCACCCUCACCCUCGCCACCCCCACCGCCACGCAACACGGCGCCUCCCUCCCCGAGCAAGCCCUCACCGACAACGCCGUGGCGGCCGGCGCCAACGAAUCCGACAUCCCCCAGCCCGGCAGCGGCGGCGGCGGAUUCAGCACCAACGCGCUGUACUGCCCGAUCGACUUCCCGCGGUACUGUCCGUACGGGUUCUGCUGCCGCACGAGCAAGUGUUGUGGCUUGGAGUGCUGCACGGAGGCGGCGACGUUUUGUUCGGCGGGGCGGUGCUAUCGCUAG
Molecule: messenger RNA, 312 nt
Organism: Chaetomium globosum CBS 148.51
Lineage: Eukaryota; Fungi; Ascomycota; Sordariomycetes; Sordariales; Chaetomiaceae
Exons: 1
Coding region: 1-312 (103 amino acids)
Source: RefSeq, a predicted model, not a curated record